Bemisia tabaci is the source of this 2057-nucleotide messenger RNA. NCBI's taxonomy places the organism in Eukaryota, Metazoa, Arthropoda, Insecta, Hemiptera, Aleyrodidae. The record is from RefSeq and is a predicted model, not a curated record.
ACAAGCAAUAACAUUAUUGUUUACUCUCAGUUCUGAUCAAGCGGACGUUGCUUGAAAGUGCUCUUUUAAAUGUACAUUUCAUCUUUUUUAUCCCAUCAACUGUAAAAUAUUCAUUUGCUGUUAGGUACUAAUACCUAUAUCUAUCAUGGACUCUGAAGAAGGAUCUAAAAAGGGCAGAGGCGGUCGACCAAGGGGCCGAGGCAGAGGCAGAGUGAGAGGACGAGGACGCGGUAAAAAAGUAUCUAAAGCCAGUGAAAAUGAGGAUGAAGAGAUGAGCGACACUCUGAACCAGAGCACAGAAGAUUUGACAAAAAAUGAUGAAAACCAGGCACCCCCAAAAAUUGACCUAGAGGCGGACAUUUCUCAGCUAGAAGCACCAACUUUCACAACCCUAAAUCGCGGGCCUCCAGAACCAAUGUUAAGACUGAAAUGGGACCACAAAGUGAAUUUGAUGGGGGAGAAAGUUCUCAACCCAAUGAUUCAUUGCUGUGAUACGUGUCUCAAGCCAAUUCUGAUCUAUGGAAGAAUGAUCCCCUGUAAACAUGUUUUCUGUCUGUCAUGUGCCAAAAAAGAGGAUAAGGUUUGUCCAAGAUGUAGCGAUAAAGUUUCUCGGGUAGAGCAGACUGGACUUGGUACUGUUUUCAUGUGUACUCAUGAUGGAACAAGGUAUGGGAACACUGGCUGCAGACGCACAUAUCUCUCUCAAAGGGAUUUGCAAGCUCACAUUAACCAUCGCCAUGUCUCAACACCUGGUGGUAGUACAGACCUAACCCAAGACCUUCAGCAACCCCCAAUGAAACUCACCAAUCAAAUGCAAGCUAUGGCGAUGCAGAACACUCCAAGGUUGAAAACGCCCAUACACCUAGCAUCUGGUGAUCCGCGCACCAAUCCGUCAGUAGCACACACCUUGGAGCCACAUGCCCGUCGUUCUCCACCAUACCUUGGCCACAGACCGCAAAUGAACUUCUCCAUGCCGCAGUCCUCAGGGCCACCUUCUCGCUCUAACUUGAUAACCGUGCAGAUCUCAGAUAAUUCGGAACCACCUCCUGCUCCGGCCUCCUUCCCGAUCCAUGGUUACCCUCCUCAGCCACCUCCUCCGUAUGUGGGUCCCUUUGCCCCUCCAACCCAGCCUCCCACGCCCUACUAUCCACCCGCUCCUCCGGCAGAAUAUCCUGCUGUCCCUCCUGCACCCUGCCCCCCACUUCCAGUGCCAGCUCCUCCACCUCAAUAUCCUGAGCAAAUGCCUCAGUCAUACGGAGGACCUCAGUGGCAUCAGCCUCAGAAUUCACAACCGUUUUACUAAAUCACCAUGGGUGACUCUCUGUUCUUAAAUUGACGUCAUGAGUUGUUAUAGCAUCUGAGCCCGUAACCACUUUCUUGGAAAGUAAGUCUUGAUAAAAAUGCUUUGUGCCGAGGACAAUGAUCAAAACUCAUGAUAAAAAUGUAUUUAAAGACAGCACAUCAUAGAUUAUGCUUUAAUUAGAAUUGAAUGAAGCAAACAAAAAUUUCCAAACAUCAUUCUUAACAGUAAUUUGUGAAAAUUAUACUUUGACUAUAAACACUUAACAUUUUUGAGGCAAUCAAGGAAAAAAACUAAUGCUCAUCUCACUGGGAGAGGCUAAUCUCAUUUACCUAUCCACUGCAUUUGGAGUUUACAUUGCUUAACCAUUGGAACUGUGUUCAAAGUAGCAAAUAAUUUUUUCGGCCUUUCUAAACUUAAGUAGUGAUUUGAAUUAUUUAAUGAAGUAGGAUUUUCAUCUCAAAAAUUCAAAUAAUUGACUCAGAGGGUCCUGCAAGGAUCGAGGGAUGUGGAUAAAAAAUAAUACUUACAGGUAAAAACUCAGAAAAACGAGACUACUAUGGAUUUUUGGCUUCUUUUUACCAUCCUUCAUGGUGCCUAAUUUAGGGUUGUAAAUUGCAGUACAAGGAAGUGUUCACACUCAAAUGGUUAUAAGGAGCAGACACUUCCAAUUGUUAAUUUGUGUUUUUAGUAUGUUAUCUUUGUCAUUUAUUAAUCUAAGUUUAAAUAAAUUUUUUUUAUUUUGACUGAAAAUGUU